AUGGCUACUCAAGCAGGCAAUCCAAAUAUGGAAUUAUUAAUUCCCAUGAUCAAUCAACUUCAACAUAUAUUUACAACAGCUAAUGCAAAAUUAACAUUGACAUUACCACAAAUUGCAGUAGUUGGUGCUCAAUCAGCUGGUAAAAGUUCAGUACUAGAAAAUAUUGUUGGCCGAGAUUUUCUUCCUCGUGGUGGAAGUAUGGUUACUAAACGGCCUCUUGUCCUUCAACUGAUUUCAUCACCAGGCCAAGAAUAUGCUGUAUUUGGACACAAACCACAGCAGAGAUAUAUAAACUAUGCUGAUGUUCGAGCUGAAAUUGAAAAUGAUACAAAAUCAGUUGUACGAGAUGAUAUGGGUGUUUCUAAUUUACCAAUCAAUUUGACAAUUUAUUCACCACAUGUCGUUAAUCUUACUUUGGUUGAUUUACCUGGUAUGGUCAAAGUUCCAUCUCAAGGACAACCAGCGGAUAUAGUCAAGAAAAUCGAUGAUAUUAUCAUUGAAUAUAUAAGCAAUGAAAAUUGUCUUAUUCUAGCUGUUACACCAGCUAAUAUUGAUAUUGUAACAUCAGAUGCUUUAGUUAUGGCACGUAGUCGCGAUCCAUUAGGUAAACGUACAAUUGGUGUACUAACAAAACUUGACAUGAUGGGUAAAGGACAUGAUGCUCGUGAGGUACUCUUAAAUAAAGUUGUCGUACUUGAACGAGGAUUUAUUGGUGUUGUGCUUCGUGGUCCACAACGUCUUGAUGAACAUGGUCGACCAUCAAAAGAAUUAGAUAUUCCAGGUGCACUUGAACAUGAACGUCAAUUUUUUGCGAGUAAUCCAUCUUACCGUGAUAUUGGUGAUCGUAUGGGUGUUCCAUAUUUACAACGUACACUUAGUCUUCAAUUAACUGAACAUAUUCUUAAAUGUUUACCAGAUUUAAAACGAGAUUUACAAGCACGACAUCGUGAUUUAGCAAGAGAAGUUGCUGAGUAUAAAGCAUCAUCGAUGUUCGAUGUUUCAGGAGGUGGAGACACAAAAGCACUAGUUGGAUUAUCUCACGAAUUACGUGAAGAUUUUGAUACAGCAUUACAGGGUAAUAAUUUAAAAGAAGCUGAUUUAAAAACACUAACAGGCGGUGCACGUAUUGCAAAUAUAUUUCGUGAACGCUUUCCAUUUGAAUUAAUAAAAGUUGAAUUACAAGAUAAAGAUAUGCGUAAUCAAACUGUCGUUGCAAUUAGAAACAUUCGUGGUUUCCGAUCAGGUCUUUUCACUCCAGAUGAAGCAUUUGAAUAUAUAGUUAAAACACAAAUUGCAAAAUUUGAAGAACCAAUUUUUAAAUGCGUCGAUAUGGUUACAUCGGAAUUACUUUCCAUUGUUCAUGAAGCUACUAGCAAAAUGAAACGUUAUCCUUUAUUGCGACAAGCAACUGAAGAAUUACUUACACAAUAUCUUAGAGAAAGAGAAGUGGCUACAAAACAUGCAUGCAAUGCGUAUGUUCAAACACAAAUUGCAUAUAUUAAUACAAAUAAUGAAGAUUUUAUUGGAUUUGCAAGCGCAGAAAAAACUGUUACUACCGGUGAAACCAAACGAAGUGUCACUAAUCAGGUUAUUCGCAAAGGAUUUCUUCGUGUUCAUACUGGUGUUAAAUUAUUCCAAGCCAAAGAUUUUUUCUUUGUUUUAUCAACCGAUAAUUUAUCUUGGUUUACAGAUUCUGAUGAAAAAGAUAAAAAAUAUAUGUUACCAUUAGAAAAUCUUAAAAUUCGUGAUGUUGAAGGUGGUUUUAUGGCUAAACGACCACAAUUUGCAAUAUUUAAUACAGAUGGAAAAAAUGUUUUUAAAGAACAUAAAGCACUUGAAUUAUCUGUUGAUAAUAGCGAAGAACUUGAUACAUGGAAAGCAUCAUUCUUACGUGCUGGCAUUUAUCUUGAGCGUGAGCAACACACUGAAGAUACAACAUCCACAGCUGAAGUGGGUCCAAUUGAUCCACAUAUGGAACGACAAGUUGAAACUAUAAAUAAAUUAGUAUCAUCAUAUAUGCAAAUAAUUGCCAAAAUGACACGUGAUUAUAUUCCAAAAGCAAUUAUGUACAAUAUUGUUCAGAAUGUGCAAAAAUUUGUAGCAAAAGAAUUAUUAGCGCAUCUCUAUGCUCUUCCUGAUCCAAAAUCGUUAUUACAAGAAUCAGAAGAAGAACGACAACGUCGUGAACAAAAAAUUUCAGAAUUCGAAGCUGUUAAAAAUGCUUUAAAUGUAAUCGAAAAUUUCCAUCUUAAUGCUCGAAAAGUUGCAGGAGCAGUCAUGCCAGCAUCUGCAAUAGCUGCUGGAUUUUCUAGUACAACUGCAAAUAAUAAUUUUGCACCACAGACAAAUUUUCAACCGCAAAACAAUUUCCAACCCCAAACAAAUUUCCAACCCCAAACAAACUUUCAACCUCAAAACAAUUUCCAAACCCAAUCGAACUUUGCACCACAAACAAAUUUCCAAACAAAUUCACUUGACACAACAUAUUUUCAACAACAACAAGCAUAUGCAGGUAAUCGUCCUGCAAGCCCAAAUCCGCAACGUAAAGGACAAGCACCUAUGAAUCCGCCUACAAAUACAUUUCAAGCACGCGAUGCACCACCACCACCAAUGCGACCUAAUCCAACAGCUUUACCUACACCCAUGAUGCCUCAACCAGCUAUGAAUCAAUUCGGUAGAGUAAGUCCUCUUCCAGGAGGCUUGCCACCACCUUUAACGCCACUACGUCCAACACCUUCUGUUCCACCACGACCAUUUGAACGACCACCAGUACCACAGCGAAAUUAA
Molecule: messenger RNA, 2787 nt
Organism: Adineta steineri
Lineage: Eukaryota; Metazoa; Rotifera; Eurotatoria; Adinetida; Adinetidae
Source: the annotation of a GenBank genome assembly